This is a messenger RNA of Rhododendron vialii, 3674 nucleotides long. Its product is annotated as albumin-2-like. Lineage: Eukaryota; Viridiplantae; Streptophyta; Magnoliopsida; Ericales; Ericaceae. The coding region runs from base 189 to 1238 and encodes 349 amino acids. The record is from RefSeq and is a predicted model, not a curated record. The transcript is spliced from 7 exons.
AUAUAUACACACAGAUAAGAACAAAAUCUAGGGUAUCUCUUGUCAUCACAGGACCGCUCCUCUGUUCAGCUUCGAUCACCCUAUCCUCCGUCGAUCUCUCUUCUCAGACCGGCUUCCUACUCUCUGACUCGGUCUCUCUCAAUCGUUGUUGCCUUCGCAUCCAUGUCCGACUCCUCGACCAUCGACGAAUGUCAGGAUGCCCUGCUCUCUCUCUCUCUCUCCCGGAUAGCUUGCGUUCAGGUGGGAUCCCUAGUGAUUUCAUUGUUGUUCACCAACCCCAAGCCCAACCCCAAGCUGACAUGCAAGAGAAACUACAAGCGCCCACUGCCCACUUUGACCUCGAGAACGAGUAUAAGAGCUACAUAAAUGCUGCAUUCCGUUCAUCCAAGGAAAGCCAAGCCUAUCUAUUCGUGGGGAACAAUUAUGUGGUGUUGGACUAUUCUCAAGGCCCCUCACACUCUGAAGUGGUGGAGGGACCCCUACCCUUCUGCCAUGGGUUUCCAUUCCUCAGGUUCACAUUCUUUGUAGAGUAUGAAUUAGACGCAGCUUUUGGGUCUGGUGAGAAUGAAGCGAUCUUCUUCUUAGGAGAUGAAUGUGCAAAGAUUAACUACAGUUCAAACCCGAGUCGUGACAUUAAACAAAUCACUGAGAUGUUCCCUUUCUUGCAACGUACUCUGUUCGAAAGCAACAUAGACACUGCACUUGAAUCGUGGAAAAGUAAUGAAGCUUUCCUCUUCAAAGACGACCAAUGUGUUUGUAUAAACUAUAGUUCUGAUAACUGCGGCCUUGUCGGCACCAGCCGUCCGAUCGUUGAAUUCUUUCCUAUUUUGAAAGAUACCUUUUUUGAUAGUGGAAUUCAGGCGGCGUUUGCUAAGAGCAUAACUAAUUGCUAUUGCUAUGAGGUGGUCUUAUUCAAAAAAAAUCGCUGGGCAUGGAUCAAAUUUGGUUCCCUCACCAGACGCUUUGAAACUCCUUCCCUUCAUAUUGGCCAAUUGUGUCCCUCUUUAAGAAACAUCGUGUCUCGCAAAAACGGCGGUUUUGAUGGUCAUGGUAUUCAUUGCGGCUGUGUCCCAAACCCUCCCACUGGAAGUACAAGACGUAUUUACACCCCGGAGGAAAUGGAAUGGCUCAAGGCUGCUGGGGAAAGAAAUCAUCGUAGCGGGAAGUACGUUGCUUUUGCAGAUCUCUGUAGAGAAUUGGAAGAAGCAAUAGCAAACAAGUCCAAUAUUGGGAGCUGAAAUUCAUCGAAGCAAUUACGAACAACUCAAAAAAUUUCUUUGGAAAUAAGGAAAUGAGAGUUUUUUCAGGCCUUUCAGGCCUCAGCUGAUUUCUAGGAGUUAGGAGCAAGGCUUGGACAGGUGGGAAUCACUCAUUGGAGGAAGUAGAAACACCUCAAGCCUAAGCCUUUACCAGGAGGACACUUGGCAGCCAUGCAUGAAGGCCUGUGGAAGCAGCUCAAGGCCUGGAACUUCUGCCUAUAAAUACCAGAAUUGAAGGCCUUGGCAAAAGUCCACGAUUAUCGAGCCCACGGCUUAUCCAAUUUAUCUUUCAAUUAUAGUUACUUUCUCGUUCAAUCUAGCCAAGCCUAGAUUUUAUUUCAUUUCCUUGUAACCAGACUUUGUUAAACCGUUAAUAAAGUCUUUUUAAUUCUGUUUUAGGCCUUGUUCUACUUUUCUUUCCAUUUUUUCACACGGUUAGGAAAUACUAAGUCCUUAUCCCAACAAGGCAAACCUCGAACCUCCUCACGGUCCCCACCCUUAGGCCGUGCACUUUCGUUCGAUUAGAAGUCAAAUUGAGGCUUCCAAGCCUUGAUACAAAUUUGGGCAGCAAUCCUGCCCUGGCACGCCCGCAACUCUAGCCGAUUUGGUUUUUGCACUUUUUGCGGAGAAACACAUACUCAGUGUGCUUGUACCGAUCGUAUCUUGAGGUCCUUGUACUGUGUUGGGCCUGCUAGCUAUAUAGAGCUCAAAAUGGCAGUAUAUCAAUACACUUGCAAUAAAAGAAUCAUGGAUGGUAAGCCAAGGCAUGCCUGGAAAAUACAUUAUUGCCCUUUGAAGUUUUUCUUUCCGUUUGGUCCUUGCAUGUGUUGGUCUUGGGGUAGGUUUGGUAUUUUGCGUUAUCAAUAUCAAUACUCUUUCUUGACGAACUUAUCGCUUGAGAACUGAUUUCCCGAAAAUUCCGCCGUUUUCCAGGACCCCGUACCUCGAUUUCAGCCGUAUUUUACGUUGCUUGGUCGAUAAGCCGGAAGUACAGAUCUACUGUUGUAGCGGCGUCCUUCAAAGGAGACGCCCCAUUACUUAUUGCUUCAAUUCUGCACUCGUUAGGGCUCCAAGCUAGAAAUCGUGCUUGCUCUGAUUUGAGGUUUCGAUUUUGUUGAGGGAUUUCCCUUGUUUUCCAUUGGAUUUUGAUGGUAUGUCUUCAAGUGAAUCACGUGAACAACAACAACAAAUCUAAAUGCGUCAUAAUUUGGGGAAUAGGGAGAAAGACGGAAAAGAGAGCUCAAAAGAUGAAUCUACAUCUAGGCUUCUGAAAGUCCGAAGGAAUCAAAGUUGAGUAGUCAGUGUAAUUUCUUAUGGUGGACCUAUCAACAUAAUGAUUGUGAUUUUAUUGUUGUAUUUUGAGACAUACGAAUGAUUUUGUAUAUUAUAAUUUCCAGCCCAGGAAGUUCUCCUAAGCAUGAUGGUUUGCCGAUUCCCCUUGGGCAAAUAAAUUCAGUUGGUAAACUUUUUCCUCCUCUUCUCCUAUCUCUACACUCAAAUUUGGUUCUUAAGUGUACGUAAGUACAAGGAAUGGGGGCUUUUUAGUCUUCAGUUUUUAUUGGAUUUUUUAGGCUUGAAGAUCUAAUUUCUUUGAGUAUUCUUUCAUUUCUGUAUGUCAUAAGGGUGCUUCAAAAUUAUGUGUUUUGUGGAACUGUGUUGAGUGUGUUCCAUCUAUACACAAAAGCAAAGUACCUUUCCGGAUUACAUUUACUGGAUGAAUGGCCAAAAAAAAUAGAGGAAGAAGGAACAAAUCAAUUACCUUAAGGGGAGGAUAUAGCUUAUAGAAUGUAUACAAUGGAGAGGUUUUACUUUGUAGAACAAAGCAAAAAGGAGAUUGUACAAGUUAUUGAUGAUUCUACAUAUGAAACAUGAAUAGAAUCCUAAGCCUGUCAACAAAUUCUCAUUCCAUUACUAACAAAAACUUGGUAUAAAUUGAUGCCUAAGCGUUAAAAAGUGCAGAAAACCAAAAGAUAGGCCCUAGGCGACCCAGGGGCACAAUAAUUGAGAAAUGAUAAAUGAACCCAUGCCAAUGCAAGUCUUAACUACUACUACGGUACUACCAGUUAGCCAUCUCCAGUAAACGAGAUCCUCUACUCUUAGAAUUUGAGAUAGUAUUCUCCAUUCAAUUUUGCAGUGAAUGCGCAAGAAAACAAGCUUGUCGUACAUCGAUCCUUCAUUUAACUUGGUCCAUAAAUAAACAUAUGUCGUGUUCACAUACGACACACCUGUUGGUUGAUCAAAACUUUCAAAAUUGAUGAGUAGCAAUAUCUCCCGCUACAGAAUCACAGCGAUACUCUAAUAGUCAUCUCAACCUUGACAAUCUCUUCCGCUUCCUAUUCCUUUUAGGCAUAAUAGCAUUGCUCUUCGAGCUAGAUGGCAAAGCCAAAGCAGAAGGAGGCUUGCCAACGGAUGUUC